GUGAAGAAAGAAAGAAAGAUUCAUUUAUUGUUAUUUUAGUUAUAGUAAUAGGUAACAGUUUGUGAUUGGAUGCAUUUUUCAUUUUUGUUAGAAUCCAAAGUGAUUCAGACUUCAGAUACGGGUUGACCCGCUAGCAUAUUCGGAGCGACCCGACGAAGAAAAACGCAGCUGAAACUAUUCUCUGAAGUCAGAAAACGUUGAAAAAUCUCAAAAGGCAGAUUGAUCGCCGGCGCUUUUUAUCAUCCCCAAUGUCGACGGCUUCAGCAACCGCGGUGGUGGCACUAAUCAACCACCACGCCACAUACGGCGCGGAGAAGCUCAGGCCGCGCUCUCUAUCCUCCCAUCUUAAUCCAUUCGCCAAAAAAGCGCUGCAUAUCAGCAGAUUUUACGCCCCUUCAAACAGGACUUUUCACAAACAGCUUACCGGCGUCAAAUUCCGGAGACCUUUCUCCCCCGUUAUGGAGUGGCAGGAUUGCACGGUGAAGAAGGAGUUAGAUGUCCCGAUUUCGGUUGCUUAUAAGUGUUACUCUGAUCGUGAAGCCAUUCCUGAGUGGAUGCCGUUCAUUUCAUCUGUGAAGAUUUUGGAGGAUAAACCUGACCUAUCAAGAUGGGCACUCAAGUAUAAAGCAUUUGGGCGUGAUAUAGAGUUUUCUUGGCUUGCUCGAAAUAUGCAGCCUAUACCAAACCAGAAAAUCCAUUGGAGAUCUCUCGAGGGUCUUCCUAAUAGGGGAGCUGUAAGAUUCUUCCCUAAAAGCGCUAGUUCUUGUUUGGUAGAACUUACUGUUUCGUAUGAAGUUCCACCACUGUUGACUCCAGUGGCAUCUGCGCUCCAACCUUUUCUCGAAAGCUUGCUCGGUCGUGGCUUGGAACGGUUUGCGCAGUUCGCUAAAACUUAUUCCACUGAAUCAACAGCAUAGGUACUGAAUAAUUGUUUGUGCAGAUGAGAAGCUAAUGAGAUACUUGUGUACUUGUAAAGAUCAAUUCUUGUUGGCAAUAGAGUUUUCAAUUGUUUCUA
Messenger RNA from Salvia hispanica, 1015 nucleotides. RefSeq lists its product as uncharacterized. The record is from RefSeq and is a predicted model, not a curated record. NCBI's taxonomy places the organism in Eukaryota, Viridiplantae, Streptophyta, Magnoliopsida, Lamiales, Lamiaceae.